AUGGGACUAUACAGGACAUUAGCUAUCGUCUUUUGUCUUGCAAUUUCUGGGAUAGUAAUCAGUUCCGUAUUGAUAUUAUCACUCAUUCCACUCUAUGUUCCAUCAAGAGAUUUAAUUGUUUCAAAUAUAGAUAAGACACGAUCAUUUCAAUGCAUUUCUCAAUUUUCUAAAAUAUCAAAGCGUCAAACUUUAACAGCAUAUGUUGAUCCAGUAGAUGCAUCUAGUUUUCCUGUUUUACAAAAAUUUAUUCGAAAUGUUUUAACAAAAUGGAGUAAAGUACCAAGAAGUGUUAUAGUACAUGUUGAAGAAGCAUAUAUAGAUUUUUCAGAUAAUACAUUAUAUAUGUUGGGAAAUUAUAUAUUUUCAAUUUUUUGCAAAGAAUCAUGUCAAAAUCAUAUAAUUAAUUCCCCAUUAAUAAUUAGCGGUCAAAUACAAACUUUAAACAAUUUCUCAAUUUUUGGUCUCAGUAUAGAUGUUCGCAUAAUGAUUCAUAAAAAUAUAAAUAAUUUAAGAUUACGAAGUUUAUCAUUUGUUAGUGAGAACCUUACAGAUCCAAUCAUUUUUAAAUUUACUAUGAGACCAACGUCUAAGAUUCUACUACAUUCUCAACGGCGACAAGUAGCUAAUACUAAUGAAAAUGAGUCGGUAUAUAAAUUGAUCCGACAAAUGCUUGGUCUUACUAAUAAAGUUCGAAACAUUUCAUUUAUUAUUACUGAUUUCAAUUUGGCACAAGGAAAUGGUUCACCGCAAUUAUUUGUUACAGUUCGACUUCGGCAUCCAAUCUAUUGUACAACAACAUGUAUAGAUGAAAUUAUUGAUGAUUUGUUUGAAACGCUUCUCGGUAGCAGUCAAAUCAAUGGUUUUACUUAUACAAAUGGAAUCACAACGUAUAUAAUAGAUAAAAUUGAUCUUAUAGGAGUUGGUAGAUCAGCUCCAGCUUCUUUCUUCAUCUUAAGCUACCCAAUAGAAAACAUGACAAAUAUUACUGAGGGUCCAAUUACUGACAGAACGUCACUGAUUAAUAUAAAAAGCGGCAUAGAACAAUCACUUAGUCCAUCGAGGGACAUCAAAGUUCUAGGAGCAUCUAUUGCUCGAGAUGAAACAUCUAUGGCAAAAGCAUUGUCUGUGGAACGACGCAUUCGACGGCAACGUCAAAUUCGAUAUCUACUUAUUGUUAUUAUUCGGGGUGACAUAUUUAAAUUACUAAAACCGCAGAUCCAAACAAUUCAAGGAUUUACACUAUCAUCAACUACAGCGACUACAAGUACAACGACAAGAAAUGGAACAAUAACGCCAAUAACAAUACCGAAUUUGACAACCCCAGGUUCAGAAGGUUCAAACACUACAGCAGUACAAGGCACAAGAUAA
Molecule: messenger RNA, 1368 nt
Organism: Rotaria sordida
Lineage: Eukaryota; Metazoa; Rotifera; Eurotatoria; Philodinida; Philodinidae
Source: the annotation of a GenBank genome assembly